Protopterus annectens (West African lungfish) is the source of this 2945-nucleotide messenger RNA. It is a transcript of the gene GCFC2, whose product is annotated as GC-rich sequence DNA-binding factor 2. NCBI's taxonomy places the organism in Eukaryota, Metazoa, Chordata, Ceratodontiformes, Protopteridae. Bases 271 to 2859 code for a protein of 862 amino acids. The transcript is spliced from 18 exons. Gene Ontology annotation, cellular component: nucleus. Gene Ontology annotation, biological process: mRNA splicing, via spliceosome. The record is from RefSeq and is a predicted model, not a curated record. Gene Ontology annotation, molecular function: DNA binding.
AGAAUCCAACGAGCCACGACGAAAGGCUUUUUCGCAGGCGAACGGCAGUAAAAACACUGAUAAUACGUGCUGACUGACUUGUAAACUUUUGUGACAAAAUUAAAAUUACACUUAAAAUCAAAGUACUGUAAUUAAAAAAAAAUCAAAUUAGGUAUCAUUAAUUUUGAAACAACAAUGAACCCCAAUGCACAUUUUUUGUGGUUUAGCGGCGUGUAGUUUAAUUACGAAGCUUGGAGUACUGUGCUCUAGUCAGGAUUUUAAAGGUGGAUUAUGUUAAAAAAGAGAAACAGAGUAUUCCGACAGAGGAGACCGGAAUCUAGUGAUGAAGAGGAUGAUCACAAGACAUGUCAGUCAAGGGAAGAAGAAACAGUGGAGGAAAGUGAGGUAGGGCCUGCUCGAUAUAGCCAGCUGCAUCAGCGAAGAGGACUGUCAUGCACUUCCAAACCUAAGAAAGAGCAUGUUUCACCAGCUAGCGGAGGUGACUAUGUGAAGGAGAGAGAGGAGGAAGACCAUGGUUCAGGUGCUGGCAAUGAGACAGCGCCCUCUGAUGAGAAAAGACAUUUAGAAGUGGGCUUGCUGAGUUUUGAGGAUGACAGAGGAGAUGAGGCACAGGGGUUUAAGAUAAGAAAGCCAGCAGUAAACGCUGUUGUGUUUAAGUCACAGAAGAAAAAAGAAAGUCAUAGUUUGUUGGAGGUAAAGAAAGAAAAUCUUAAAGGGUACAGUGAAGAAGCCAAAAAAGAUAAGAGCCUUGAAGAUGGCAGUAACGAUGGUGAUUCCGAAGGAGAAAAUAUUUCCAUGGAAAAUGAGGAUGGUGAAAGUUCUUCAUCAUCAUCAUCUAGUUCAUCUGAGUCAUCAUCAUCUGGAACAAAAAGUUCUGAAGCAGCUGACAUUCCAGAUGCCAAGUGCAUUCAGGCCGCUCGCAGGAAACGGCAGUUGGCAAGAGCCAGGGCUGACUUUAUCCCACUGAACACAGGGCAGAAUUAUGGCAAUCAGUGGCCAAACCAGAAGAUGGAUUCUGAUGCUGAGAGUGAAUCUGAUGAGGAUGAACAGAGAAGAAGAAUUCAGUUUGCUCCAAAAAUAAAAGGAAUGAAACAAAGAACAGCAGAGAAUAUAGGGAGAAGUAAAAGUAGUGAUGACCUGCAAGAUACUGAUAGUGAAGCAGAGAACACAUGGGAAGAACAGCAAAUUAGAAAAGGAAUAAAAAUCCCUCAGGUAUCCAGUAGAGAUUCUGCUAACAAAAGCAUGCCUCAUUCUUUCAUGAUGAAAGUUGAAUCUGUUUCCUUGCCAGUUGUGAGUUUAGAAACUGUUAAAAGGAAACUGUCUAACAGGUUGAAAUCACUACAAGAAAUUCACCGUUCCCACAGGAGGGAGCAUGAAAAAGUUCUGCAGGUUGUUAACUCUUCAGAAGACACUAUCGCAGCAUUGGAAGAGUCGGGCAAUGGUGGUCAACGAUACAAGUUUUACAAAGAGAUGAUGUUAUACAUUCAAAACUUGGUAGAUUGUCUUAGUGAGAAGAUAAUACAGAUCGACGCUCUAGAAUCUGAAAUGCACCAAAUCUACCAAAAACAAGCUGCAGCACUCCUGAAACGCAGAAAAGAAGACAUCAGCACUGAAUCAGCCUAUAUUCAGCGACUUUCAAAUACUACUGGGUCAUUCUCUUCUGGCCUUGAUGGACAUGAUGAUAAAGCACAAAACCUUCUUGAAGCAUGCUGGAGUAGAAGGAGGCAGAGGAGGGAAGCAAGAGAGGGCACAAGAGAAAAUAAAGAACACCAUGAGGGGAUGUCCAGUGAUGAUGAACAACCACCAGUAGAAGUUGCUGCUUUUCACGAUAAAAAAGAAACUAUUUUGAGAGAUGCUGAGAAAGUAUUUGAAGAUGUACAUGAAGAAUUUCAUGGUGUUAAUCGUAUCCUGUUGAAGUUUGCACAGUGGCGUCAACAGUUCUUCGAUUCUUAUUCAGAAGCCUACAUCAGUCUUUGCCUUCCCAAGCUUUUGAAUCCCUUAAUCAGACUGCAGCUGAUAAAAUGGAAUCCUCUUGAGCUUGAUUAUUUAGACUGGGAAGAAAUGCCAUGGUUUCAAGAAAUAAAGAAGUUCAGCCAUCCACCUGUGAAUAUGAUGGAGCCUUAUAGAGAAGAGCACCCUGAUGCAAAAGUGUUAACAUCUGUCCUGGAGAAAGCUGUAGUACCGAAAGUUAUAGGCUUUGUGGAACUUGUUUGGGACCCUUUAUCGUCCUCACAGACAAAUCGCCUGGUACAGCUAUACAGAAGACUACAAGAACACUGUCUAUUUGAAGAUGAUCCCAGUAAAGUUAAACAGUCUUUGUUAAACAGCAUUCUUUUAAAAACAAGAAAGUCCAUUGAUGAAGAUGUCUUCAUCCCUAUGUAUUCAAAAAGUCACUUGGUAGACAGAAUGUCACCACAGUCUAAGUUCCAAGACAGACAGUUAUGGGCAGCUGUAAAGCUUCUAGGCAACAUCAUCCAGUGGGAUGGUCUCAUACCAAAACAACCUCUCCAGGAAUUAGGUUUGGAUAAGCUACUUAACCGUUACAUUGUAAUCACUCUCCUAAACAUGCCACCUGGGACUGAUAAUGUGCAGAAAUGCAGAAAGGUAAUUGCAUCUUUUCCCGAAAGUUGGUUCAAAGAUCUGAAAGAUGGUGACAGCCUUCCUCAGCUGUACAAUCUGAGCCGACAUCUCUUGCAAACAGCACAUGCCUUGAAUGUAAACUGUUCAGAAAACACUUGUGUCAGAGAAACUCAAGCCGAAGUAGUCCAGUUGUUAAAGAAGAUCAAAGCUCUAGAAUAUGCUGAAACAAUUGUCCAACAAUAUAACCUGCAAGACUUCAAAGAAGGACUUCGUAAAUAAAGCUCAAUAUGAACUGUGCAAGUCACACUUCAUCCAUUAUGAAAUAAAACACCGAUCUGUUUUUAAAGAUAUAUAUAUAUAUAUAU